Messenger RNA from Chelmon rostratus (copperband butterflyfish), 2035 nucleotides. It is a transcript of the gene nudt5, whose product is annotated as nudix (nucleoside diphosphate linked moiety X)-type motif 5. Bases 102 to 758 code for a protein of 218 amino acids. NCBI's taxonomy places the organism in Eukaryota, Metazoa, Chordata, Actinopteri, Chaetodontiformes, Chaetodontidae. Gene Ontology annotation, molecular function: ADP-ribose diphosphatase activity. Gene Ontology annotation, cellular component: nucleus. The record is from RefSeq and is a predicted model, not a curated record. The transcript has 10 exons. Gene Ontology annotation, biological process: nucleoside phosphate metabolic process; ribose phosphate metabolic process.
GCGGUACCCGGAAGUAGUAGCAGAGUGACUCCUCGCUGUUUGUAUACCAUCUCUACCAGCACUGAGAAACCGUUGGGAUUUCCUUCGUCCGGAUAGUGAAAAUGAGCAACUCUGUGGAACCCAAAGUGACCACGACUCCACACAUAGUGAAGGAAGAGGUCAUCGCGGCAGGAAAUUGGGUGAAGCUGGAGAAGACGACGUACGUGGACCCUGCGGGAAACACCAGAACCUGGGAGACCGCGAAAAGGACGACGAGACGUGCCAACACAGAAGCAGAUGGUGUGGGGAUUAUCGCCCUGCUGAAACGGACGCUCCACAAAGACUGCGUCGUGAUGGUGAAGCAGUUUCGUCCCCCUAUGGGAUGCUACACCUUGGAGUUUCCUGCAGGGUUGAUUGAUGAGGGGGAAAGUGCGGAGGUUGCUGCACUGAGGGAGCUAAAAGAAGAGACCGGCUACAAAGGGGAAGUCGUUGGAGUCACUCCAGUGACUUGUCUGGACCCCGGUCUGUCUAACUGCACCACCGAGAUCGUCCUCGUCAACAUCAACGGGGAUGAAAUGGAGAACAUCAACCCGACGCAGCAGCUCGGUGACGGAGAAUUCGUUGAAGUCAUUCUUUUGCCUCUGGAUGAAUUCCAGACGAAAAUAGACGAUCUGCUGAAGAAAGAAAAAAUCGUGGUGGACUCUAAAGUGUACAUCUUUGCCAUGGGGAUGGCUCAGGCCUUCUUUAAACCGAGGGAGCUCCCCGUCCUGAAGCAGUGAUGUUCAGGAUGAGGAUGUGAGGAAGAAAUAGUCUUUGCUGUUACAUGGGGCUCCUACAAAUUCGGGAAUGUAUUGGAAAGGAAUUUGAACUCUUCCAAAUUGUAUGAAGAAACUGUGAAAAGCUGUUGCAUUGUGGUUGUCGAUCGCGCGUUACAUCAUAGUUAAAUAUUUGUUCCUAUGAAGCGCAGUGACCAUCCAUAGAGCAAUAUGGCGUUUAGAGGAGGCAACACAAGCACACAUGUGUGUAAAUCAUACUGAACAGAAAAAAUCUCAAUGAAAAAGCCUUGGAUCUAGAAACCAAAGCUAUGAAGGAGCCCUCUUUACACUAAAUGUCCUGGACCACUUUUUCUUCUCACUGUGGAGGUAUGAACUGAUACCUCAAGGCCUGAAACAUACAUGUGUGCACGCUCGAUGCGCAGUAUGUUUCAGGCUUUAUUCCUCUAUGCCUUAAGUGAUGAAUAGUCGUUUCCUGUUUUUAUGAGAUUACAAGUAGUUUGAUGAGAUGCAAUUUGCUGUUACUUUUAUCUACUGAUUGUAAGACAUUCCUUGACGGACACGCUGUCGACAUUCUGACUGAAUGGGAGCAUCUCUAAACACCUGAAGUACGUCGCAUGUAAUUCUUGCUUCGUUUAGUUUGACGAAUUCUUCUUUUGGUUAACCUCAGAGGUGAAUAACAGAUUUUUGAUGACAGCCCGUCUGGGUUUUUGCACUGAUAUUUAACAUCAGAUCCAUCAACCCACAGAAAACCAGAGAGCAGUGGACGGCUGAAUCAUGCAAGCCCACCUCCUUCCUCUGGAUCUGGGGAAGGAUGUGGGCUUCCCCAGCCAUCCAAUAACUACCGGUAACUUUAGAGGAGUCACCAGGCACAAAAUAACUUGUGCAAUGUGACAAUUGUUCCAAACGGUAUAUUAUGUGUGUUUGGUUGGCAUAUUAACACCAGCGUUAAUAAUAUGAGUGGAAUUUUUCUUGGAAUAAUUCCACUGUGCUGUACUACAGAGAAACUAACCUAUUAAUUAGAAAUAGUUCAUGCUGUGCCGCUAACGUCGUUAUGGUGUGAUUAACUGGAGUGGAUACUUAACUAGCAAUUUGAAAUUACUGACCAACAAAUAAACGUGAUACUACCUUUGCUCUUACCUGAAUCUGUGUUUCUGUCUCAAACUGACUCGUCAGCAGCAACAUGAUAGAAGGGAAAAGUGUUUAAAAGUUAUUAACAUGCUGUGUUAUUUGUGUGUAUGUAGUACAAAACAACAAGGGAUUUAUAGGUAUUAUAGGCAAUA